AUGAGCGUCAUUCUUUGCACCGCCGGAUAUGACCACACCAUUCGUUUUUGGGAAGCUCUGUCUGGAAUAUGCUCGCGGACUAUCCAGCAUCCGGACUCUCAAGUAAAUCGCUUAUGUAUCACCCCAGACAAGCGCUAUCUGGCCGCCGCAGGUCAUAACAAUGUCAAGUUGUAUGAUAUCAAGUCCACUAAUCCCAACCCGGUUAUGACCUUUGAUGGCCAUACGAACAACAUAACUGGUGUUGCAUUUCACUGCGAAGGCAAGUGGAUGGUCACUAGCUCGGAAGACGGCACGGUGAAAGUGUGGGACACGCGCACCGGCAGUCUACAACGCAACUAUGCCCAUAAAGCCCCCGUCAAUGACGUUGUUAUUCACCCCAACCAGGGUGAACUCAUCAGUGGUGAUCGCGCUGGUAUUGUCAGGGUUUGGGAUCUGGGCGAGAGCGUCUGCACUCAUCAGCUAAUUCCCGAAGAUGACGUUGCUGUACAAAGUGUCAGUGUUGCAAGCGACGGAUCUUUACUCUGCGCAGGGAAUAAAAAGGGCAAUGUUUACAUCUGGCGCAUGGUCCAAGAUGCGGAAUUGACUCGCAUCGUCCCAAUGUGUACCUUCCAGGCUCACAAAGACUACCUCACCCGCAUACUUCUCUCCCCCGACGUCAAGCAUCUCGCCACAUGCUCAGCAGACCACACAGCCAAGGUCUGGAACCUCGAUCUCGACUAUCCCCCGGCCAAGACAGCCGCCGCGCAAGCCAAGGCCAAUGGCAAAGCCAUCACCUCGGAACCUACAGAGACCCCUUCGUCCCCACCUCCUUCAGACAGCCUAGUGAACACCCCAAGCAGCGAGCAAGGCAGAGCCGACUUUAUUAACCCAUUCAGCUUCAUCAACGGAACCCCGCCGCCCACCAACGAGCCCCAGCAGACCUUCCCCGUACAACCCGAUGGCCCCCCAGUAGAUCCGAAUACCAACACCCUUUACCUGGAGACCACCCUAGCCAAUCACCAGCGAUGGGUGUGGGACUGUGCUUUCUCCGCGGAUUCAGCCUAUUUAGUCACCGUUUCGAGUGACCACUACGCUCGUCUAUGGGAGUUGGCUUCGGGCCAGGUUAUCCGUCAGUACAGUGGGCAUCACCGCGGGGCGGUGUGCGUUGCUCUGAACGAUUAUUCCGAGCCUCGGUGA
This is a messenger RNA of Aspergillus nomiae NRRL 13137, 1176 nucleotides long. Its product is annotated as WD40 repeat domain-containing protein. Gene Ontology annotation, cellular component: TORC2 complex; TORC1 complex. NCBI's taxonomy places the organism in Eukaryota, Fungi, Ascomycota, Eurotiomycetes, Eurotiales, Aspergillaceae. Gene Ontology annotation, biological process: regulation of actin cytoskeleton organization; TOR signaling. The record is from RefSeq and is a predicted model, not a curated record. Gene Ontology annotation, molecular function: protein binding. The transcript is spliced from 4 exons. The coding region runs from base 1 to 1176 and encodes 391 amino acids.